Amaranthus tricolor (Joseph's coat) is the source of this 1407-nucleotide messenger RNA. Its product is annotated as GDSL esterase/lipase At3g26430-like. Gene Ontology annotation, molecular function: hydrolase activity, acting on ester bonds. The transcript has 5 exons. The coding region runs from base 136 to 1329 and encodes 397 amino acids. Lineage: Eukaryota; Viridiplantae; Streptophyta; Magnoliopsida; Caryophyllales; Amaranthaceae. The record is from RefSeq and is a predicted model, not a curated record.
CUGUACCCCACACUGAACUCAUUUCAUUCAAAUAUCCACCUUCUUUCCUCACCUACAGUUCAUUCACAAUUGAAAAACAUACAAUUUAGUAAUUAGUAAAAACAAAUACUCAAAAGAGAUCAGAGAAAUCAGAAAAUGAGAUCUGGGUUUACUAAUUUGGUUAGUUGUGUAAUUUUGGUAUUAUUAACCGCUGAUUUAGGGUUUACAGUAGGAAUAACACCCAGACCCACUAAUAAUAGAAACCAUAAUCAAUGCCAUUUUCCAGCAAUUUUCAACUUCGGGGAUUCCAAUUCGGACACCGGCGGACUAUCAGCGGUGUAUGGGCAGGCCCCACCUCCUAAUGGUGUUACCUUCUUUGGUGCUCCUGCUGGCCGUUACUGUGACGGCCGUCUCAUUAUUGAUUUCUUAGCUGAAAAAUUAGGAUUACAAUAUUUGAGUGCGUAUCUGGAUUCAGUUGGGUCAAAUUAUAGUCAUGGAGCCAAUUUCGCAACAGCAGGUUCUACGGUGAGACCUCAAAACACAACAAAGUCUCAAAGUGGAUAUAGCCCUAUCUCUUUGGACGUUCAAUUUGCUGAAUACUCUGACUUUCACAAAAGAUCCCAAGUAGUCCGUAAACGAGGUGGUAUCUUUGAGGGGCUAUUACCCAAAGAGGAAUACUUUGGUCGCGCCAUAUACACCUUUGAUAUUGGUCAAAAUGAUCUUACUGCUGGCUACAAACUUAACAUGACCUCUGACCAAGUCAAAGCAUACAUCCCUGAUGUUAUUCAUCACUUCUCCCAAGUUGUCAAGGGUGUGUAUACACAAGGAGGAAGAUCAUUCUGGAUCCAUAACACCGGUCCACUGGGCUGCCUACCGUAUAUGCUAGACCGCUUUGUUCUUACGGCGGCCCAAAUUGAUGAGUUUGGAUGUGCAAGCCCAUUAAAUGAGGUUUCUAAGUACUACAACAUUAAGCUCAAAGAGGCUGUACUUCAAUUGAGGAAGGAUUUGCCUAUGGCCACAAUUACAUUUGUUGACAUUUACACUCUUAAGUACACUCUAAUUACCCAAGCCAAAAAAUUGGGUUUUGAAGAAAGUCUUGUAGCAUGUUGUGGAAUUGGAGGAAAAUACAAUUUCAACAACACAAUGAGAUGUGGAAGCACUGAGAUUUUGGAUGGCAAAGAAAUUUUGGUUGCCAAAUCCUGCAAUAAUCCAUCCUUGCGUCUAAUUUGGGAUGGCAUUCAUUAUACUGAAGCUGCUAAUAAGUGGAUAUUUCAUCAAAUUAUUAAAAAUUCUUCUUAUUUAGACCCACCAAAUUCUUUGGAAAUGGCUUGUCCCAAUAAAUAUGUAUGAAUUUGAUAAUUACAUCUUAUUUCAAUUAAAGUAUUUAUUACUCUUAUUUUUUUUAGAAAUAAAAAAACUUGUGUUCAA